AUGCGAACAACUGCAAUGACAUUCCCCGAGUAUGCCAAUUUCCCGUCGGCUGACAAACUGGAAGACUUAUUGUGGAUAGUCAAUGAUGAUGAAUCUUCGGCGCCUCCGCCGCCGUUGCCGCCGCGGUGUCCACGAGUGCCAAACGUGUCGCGGACGCAGAGUCUCAAAACGGGCCAGGAGGUGCCACGGCGGCAUUUGGCCGCCCCGAGCGACGCUAAUCAUCGUCGACGCAGUUUGCGGCUGAGCACACCACCGCCACAGCACUCGUACCCUUUCCAAGCCUUGAUCGUGGACGACUCUUCGUCUGCGGAUCCGCUGGGCAAGUCCCGAGGCGGCGGCGGCCGCCCGGAAGACGUGGACUGCAUCGCCGCCACUCAAAGCCGCCUCCGGGAAAGCGGCUUCUACUACGAGGGCGUCUCAUGGCAGGAAGCCAUCGACCUGCUGGCCAACAAGCCCGAGGGCACUUUCCUCGUUCGCGACUCUCAAGACCCCCGUUUCCUCUUCAGUCUCAGUGUGCAAACGAAACGAGGCCCGACUUCCGUUCGCAUCCACUACGACGACGGCUUGUUUAGUUUCGACGCUGUGCGAAAAAUGGCUCGAGCCGUGCCGCGGAAAAAGUGCGUCGUUGACUUGGUGGACUUUUACGUGUCUGUGUGCGAUUCGGACCGACUCAAGUGUCACGUGUGGUUGGACAAGAACGGCGACACGUUUGAUCACGUGCGACUCCGGGCGCCGCUCAAGCACCGCGUGGCGCCGUUGAAGCACGCGGCGCGGUUGGCGUUGAAUCGGGCGGCUGUGACCAAGGCGGACCUGGCCAAGGUGUUGCCGGCGUCGUUGAAGCUCUACCUGGAGGAAUAUCCCAACACGAGCUGA
Molecule: messenger RNA, 873 nt
Organism: Notodromas monacha
Lineage: Eukaryota; Metazoa; Arthropoda; Ostracoda; Podocopida; Cyprididae
Source: the annotation of a GenBank genome assembly